This is a messenger RNA of Magallana angulata, 1531 nucleotides long. RefSeq names its product multiple epidermal growth factor-like domains protein 10. Gene Ontology annotation, molecular function: carbohydrate binding. The record is from RefSeq and is a predicted model, not a curated record. The coding region runs from base 47 to 1453 and encodes 468 amino acids. The transcript is spliced from 10 exons. NCBI's taxonomy places the organism in Eukaryota, Metazoa, Mollusca, Bivalvia, Ostreida, Ostreidae.
CUUAAACACCACACAUCUGAUACCCACAUCCCCGCCAACGAGAAAGAUGAGGUUCUUCUUUGUCCUAGCUGUGAUUUUGGUCUCAGCCCAUUAUUCCGUACAGGAAGAGGAAGUGGGACAGGCUGCUGUGGUCUCGGACACGGGGGAAGGAAAACCUGUCCAGCUCCCGGCCCAGGUCUCAGAUGACGGAGAAGAAAAACCUGUUCAACUACCAGCUAGAGACACUGAGGACGAGGACGUCCUGACAGCAAGGUCUGCACAAGAGGAUGAAGUUUUGGAGGAGGAGAAGGAGGAGCAGGGGAAACCAGUCCAACUUCCGGCAAGAGAUGUCAAUGAAGAAAUAACGAAAAGGUCACAAAAAGGGCUUCAGCGUUCUUUUGCAUGUGAAAACAGAAACCUGCGUUUGUGGUGUGGGACAGGCAGGCAGAUACAAUUAUUUUACAUUACGUACAAACUAAAUGACUGGAGAUGUCCAGGAUCUAGGUAUAAAUGUUGGUCAGGAAGAUCACGUGGUAAAAUCCGGAAGUCAUGUAACGGAAAAAGAGGAUGCUGGGUCUGGUCUGCAAGUCGGUGUCGAAGAUCUACCAGUUCUAUUAAUGUUGUUUACGCUUGUCGCAAGGUAAAGAAAUGCAGCAGGAAAUGUGUGAGGAAUGCCGAGUGUGUCAAUGGGAGAUGUCGCUGUAAGAAGGGCCAUGGAUGGAGCUCAUCGAAACGUAGAUGCGUGCGAAGGUGGAGGAUAUGCAGCAAGAAGCGUAGGUGUGGAAAGUAUGCCCGAUGUGUUUCCGGUAUAUGUCGCUGUCGUCGUGGAUAUCGAUGGAACCGAGGAAAGAAACAAUGCGUCAGAAGGAAUAACCCACCAAAGAAAUGCAGUAAGAAAUGUGUAAAGAAUGCCGUGUGCGUCAGGGGAAAAUGUCGAUGUCGUCGGGGAUAUCGAUUCACUAAAGGAAAGAAACAGUGCGUCAGAACAAUUCUAUGGUUAAAAGUUGGAAGAGGACAGGUUUGUGAACAUGAAAGCCUGACCCUGAGGUGUAGUAAGGGCAGAGUCAUCAGGGUGUUCUACUCUCUAUACGGUCGUAGAAACAAACGAAUAUGCGCAAAGGGCAAGCCUAUCAAAACCACAAAAUGCAAGGCCAAGAAUGCCAAUAAGAUAGCGAAAAAGAGCUGUGAGGGAAAGCAAACUUGUCGACUGAGAGCCAGUAACAAAGUCUAUGGCGACCCUUGUAAGGGGACUUUUAAAUACUUGACGGUGAUCUACGGAUGCAGAAAAAGAUGUGCUAAGAACGCAGUCUUCAAUGGAAACACCUGUAAGUGUAAGAAAGGGUACAAAGGGCACGGAUUCAAGAAAUGUAUAAAACGUAAGACCAGAAGAGAUCUGGAAGAGCAGGAGGAGGAGAAACGUGACGUCACAGAUGAGGGCAUUGAUGUCAGCGAAAAUGGACUAGAAAGGGCGUAAUAUUGCACAUCGAUACGAUGAAAAUGGAAUAAUAAUAAUCUUAAAUUUGACACUACACAAUAAAACAACAGAAUUUUA